CACUUUACUCACUCACACUCACACUCACACUCACACUCACACUCACACAAGGAGGUCGCAGAUUCACACUUCACACUACACUGUAUUCCGAAAGAAAUGACAAGUACACCGGUGAAAGUGUACGGACCACCGCUUUCAACGGCGGUGUCAAGGGUGUUGGCAUGUCUUUUGGAAAAACAAGUCCAUUUUGAGCUCAUCAAUGUCAACAUGUCUAAAGGAGAACACAAGUCUCCUGAUUACCUCAAAAUUCAGCCUUUUGGUCAAGUUCCUGCUUUCCAAGAUGACAACUUUACCCUUUUUGAGUCAAGAGCAAUAUGCCGUUACAUAUCAGAGAAAUAUGCAAGCCAAGGAAACAUAAAACUAUAUGGGAUAAAUCCACUGGAGAAAGCAUCAAUAGAACAGUGGAUAGAGGCAGAGAGCCAAAGCUUCAAUCCUCCAUCAGGAAGCCUGGUAUUUCAGUUAGCUUUUGCUCCUCGCAUGAACAUCAAACAAGACGAAGGGCUGAUCAAACAGAGCAAAGAAAAGCUAGCAAAAGUGCUUGAUGUCUAUGACAGAAGACUAGGGGAGAGCCGUUACUUGGCUGGGGAUGAUUUUACCUUAGCUGAUCUCUCUCACUUGCCUAACGCACAGUAUUUGGUGAAUGGUACUGAUGUUGGUGAGCUGUUCACGUCGAGAGAUAAUGUUGGUAGAUGGUGGGAGGAGAUUUCAAGCAGGGAGUCAUGGAAGAAGGUUGUUGAAAUGCAAAGCUCUUCCUUUCCUAAAAGUUAGAAAGUAAACCCAUGACAUCUUAAUGGUUCCCCUGAAACUAAGUGGUUUAUAGUUUGAUUUUAUGUGAGAAGGCAGUUUUCAUUUGAAUCAAAAGGACUGCUGAUUAUCUGAAGCAGUUCCUGCUUUGCUAAACAUUUCCCUCCCAAACUUAAAACCUCGAGCUGUUAAUUCCUGAUUAAUUAAUGUGGAUUGAGAUUCUUUUUUUUAUUUA
Spinacia oleracea (spinach) is the source of this 979-nucleotide messenger RNA. Its product is annotated as glutathione S-transferase F11. Bases 97 to 768 code for a protein of 223 amino acids. Gene Ontology annotation, biological process: glutathione metabolic process. Gene Ontology annotation, molecular function: glutathione transferase activity; glutathione binding. The record is from RefSeq and is a predicted model, not a curated record. Lineage: Eukaryota; Viridiplantae; Streptophyta; Magnoliopsida; Caryophyllales; Amaranthaceae. Gene Ontology annotation, cellular component: cytoplasm. The transcript has 2 exons.